AUGGCUCCUUCGGAAAAACCCCUGGAUCUCUUACCCUACCAAAACACCAUACUUGCCGAAUGUCUCAAUCCAACCAACUCUGACCUGAUUAUUAUUGCGCGUGGCCUGGGCCUGAGGAGGCUCGUGUGCUCGCUGCUCAGAAUCUACGACAACUCUGGAAGCCUAGUUCUCCUCAUAAACUGCGACCCUGAUGAAGAUACGGCCAUAGGAGAGCAGCUAGGCGUUAUGGGCGCACGUCAUCCAGGACUACGCAUCGUUGACUACGAGAUGGGAAGCAAGGCGAGAACAGAGUUGUACAACCGUGGGGGUCUUGUCUGUGUCACUUCACGAAUCCUAGUAGUGGAUAUGCUGAAAAAAGACAUACCAACAGAGAAGGUCACUGGGAUCGUGGUGAUGCAUGCUGAAAAGUGCUCACAGUUGAGUUUGGAGGCGUUCAUCAUGAGACUGUAUCGAGACUCAAACGCAGAGGGCUUUAUCAAAGCGUUUUCAGACCAGCCCGAACAGUUCACGUACGGGAUGUCACCUCUGAAGACGAUCAUGAAAGAGCUGCAUCUGCGCAAGGUUCACAUCUAUCCUCGGUUCCACGAAGAGGUGAACAAAUCAUUGGAGCGUAGGAGGGCAGACGUGGUGGAGAUCUUUCCGAGCAUGACCCCAGCAAUGGAAGAGAUUCAUAUCUCGCUGGUACAGUGCAUGACAGCUACGCUUCAAGAAAUCAAGCGUACGAAUAGUACGCUAGAUCUGGAAGAUAUUAACGUGGAGUCUGCGUACUUCCGCCACUUCGACGCAAUCGUUCGCCGGGCGCUUGCCCCGGUUUGGCAUAGAGUUCGACCGGCGACUAAACAGUUAGUGAACGAUCUUGGAACUUUGCGCUCGUUGUUGGUCUUCCUGCUUUCAUACGAUUGCGUGGCGCUGCACGCGUAUCUUGAAACAAUUGUCGCCUCGAACUCGGAAGCCAACACAGGUGGCAAGGGACAGAAACGAGCGAACCAGAGUCCAUGGCUGUACACGGACGCGGCGAAUGUGCUAUUGACGAGUGCGAGGAGACGGUGUUAUGUGAAUAUAGCUUCAGAACACCAGCAAAGGCUUAGGGACGAGGCUGCAAUGGAUGAGGAAUUUGCAUUGCUGGAUGAGCUCGAAGGACGUGGUACCGGCUCGCGGAAAAAGGUUGAUGACAAGAGACCAGCUUGGUUGCCACAUACCAUGGAGCCUGUACUGGAGGAAUUGCCAAAGUGGAAGUUGUUGGCAGAUGUGCUGAAGGAGAUUGAUGAGAGUAUUAUCGCAAACUCGAUGAACCAUUCACCUGGGACCAACACCACGCUUGUGAUGUUAUCCGACAACCGGUCGGCCACCCUGGUUCGAGAGUAUUUGGGUAAUAUGGAUCAAGACUCCGAGCAUCCCGGCCGAAAUAUGCUUAUGAAUCGACUGAAGGGAUAUGUAUACUGGAAGCGCGAACUAUCUGAGACCAAACAAACUACUAAGCCUACGCCCGGGGCCUCUACAAACACGAGCGUGAGCUCGAGCGAACCGAACCCAAUUUCCGAAGCUAUGCGCAAAAAGGAUACCGCCCGAGCCGAGGCCGCGAGUCGUAGAAGGCGGGUGAGAGGGGCCGGAACAACGGGUGCGGCCGCCGGUCGAAGUGGGGUUAAAAAGGAGGAAGACAGUGCGAUUGCUGGACAAGGGAUCAUCGCCGCUGAGGCGGAUGAAGUUGCAGAGUUCUUGGCAACUCAACAGGGGCUAGAUGCGACAGGGUCUAUGCUAUCAAACGCCCAAGCAUUGGAAACCCUGCUUGCCGCUGAACGCUCACAAUUGAGAGAAGGGGAGGAGGAUGAGUACGGUUUACUCGAAGAUGAGCAUACGGUGCUGGUUCGAACGUAUGGCGACGAUGGCGACGACCAACUGCUGUCAGAGAUUAGGCCAAGAUAUAUCGUGAUGAUGGAGCCGAACCUGGAUUUCAUUCGCCGUGUCGAGGUGUAUCGAAGCGCUAGUCCUGGACUUGCGGUGCGAGUGUACUUUAUGACAUAUAGCAAAACGGUGGAAGAGCACAAGUUUCUUGCCGGCCAACGAAGAGAAAAAGAUGCGUUUGAAGCACUGAUAAAGGAGAAGGGGAGCAUGGUUCUGACAAUAGAGGAUCCCCGACAGGGCUACGACCCCAAUGACUCUGUGAUUCGCACUAUCAGCUCCCGUAUCGCUGGCGGCGGUCUUCGAGACAUUAAUAAUGAACCUCCUCGGGUCGUGGUUGACAUGCGAGAGUUUCGAUCGACGCUACCUUCUAUUCUUCACCUUACCCAAAUUCAGGUCGUGCCAGCCACCCUCACCGUGGGAGAUUAUAUCCUUACGCCCGAUAUCGUUGUUGAGCGGAAGAGUGUACCCGACCUGGUCAGCAGCUUUACAUCUGGUCGUCUAUACACGCAAUGCGAGAUGAUGACAGCAUACUACAAGCAACCAGUACUGCUGAUCGAAUUUGAAGAGAACAAAUCUUUUACGCUUCAGGCUUUCCAAGACACACGCGUCUCUGCACGAAAAAGGACAGGGCAGGUCCAAACACACCAGAGAUCGAUGACUGGGACAUUCAAUCCAAGCUCCGACAUAUUUACAGAGUUCAAAAAGAAUAACAAAGAACCAGAUCCACAAGUAGCAGUCACAAUUGGUGCCAAUGAAGGAGAAGAAGAGAACGCGGCGGUGAACCAACUGGCCGAAGAUAUGCUACGCGCUCUUCCAGGGGUUACUCAGAAGAACUACCGGAGCAUCAUGAAUCGGGUGGGAAGUCUGCGCGAGUUCUGCGAGCUUUCGCUUAAGCAGAUGCAAGAGAUCAUGGGAGACGAGCCUGGCAAGGCUUGCCAUACGUUUAUCCACACCACUCGAGGCGAGACAUACAAGCCCAAGUGA
Messenger RNA from Rhizoctonia solani, 2886 nucleotides. RefSeq names its product DNA excision repair protein ERCC-4. Gene Ontology annotation, biological process: resolution of meiotic recombination intermediates; nucleotide-excision repair involved in interstrand cross-link repair; double-strand break repair via homologous recombination. The record is from RefSeq and is a predicted model, not a curated record. Gene Ontology annotation, cellular component: nucleotide-excision repair factor 1 complex. Gene Ontology annotation, molecular function: single-stranded DNA endonuclease activity; damaged DNA binding; single-stranded DNA binding. The transcript has 14 exons. Bases 1 to 2886 code for a protein of 961 amino acids. NCBI's taxonomy places the organism in Eukaryota, Fungi, Basidiomycota, Agaricomycetes, Cantharellales, Ceratobasidiaceae.